This is a messenger RNA of Papaver somniferum (opium poppy), 1607 nucleotides long. RefSeq names its product ELMO domain-containing protein A-like. The record is from RefSeq and is a predicted model, not a curated record. The transcript has 9 exons. Lineage: Eukaryota; Viridiplantae; Streptophyta; Magnoliopsida; Ranunculales; Papaveraceae. Bases 372 to 1175 code for a protein of 267 amino acids.
GCUGUGCUGUCACUAUUUAGUCGUCAUUGCCGCUGGAAACCAAAAAAAAAUCCUCCUCCCCCUUUCUUUCUGAGAGAAACACGCAGAGGUAUUUCUAGAGAUGGGGAGAAAUCUCUGUUUCUCCUCCUAGAUCUUCCCACAAUCUCAAAACCCUAGGCACCGAUUUUCAUUUCCUUAAAUCUUUUCAAUUCUUUGUCGAAGAAGAAGAAGAAAUCAGAUUCGGAGAAGCUUCGGAUUCUUCUACAUUUUCAUUUGUAGAAGAAGACGAAGAAGGAGGAGGAAUUGAGAUUUUGUUUUUGUUGAUUGGAUUUGAAGAAAAAAUGGUUUAGGGAAGAAGAAGAAGAAGAAGAUUGGGAAAGGGAGAUUGGAAAAUGGAUGAUAGAGGUGGAUCAUUUGUUGCUGUUAGAAGGAUUUCACAAGGACUUGACAGAAGUACUGCUCACGGUUAUCAUUCUCCUUCUGCUGAUGUUGUGGCAGGAUCAGCUGCGUGGCUUGGUAAAGGUCUCUCUUGCGUUUGUGCACAAAGAAGAGAUAGUGAUGAUCGCCCGUCAUUUGAAUUAACUACAAAUCAGGAGGAGUGCUGGCGAAGAUUACAAAAGCGCAUCGAAGUGCCUUAUGAUGCUUUGAAUUCUGAUCACCAGGAGACAUUGAGGGCUUUGUGGGAUGCUUCAUAUCCUGGCGAAGAGCUUCACGGGUUAGUAUCUGAACAAUGGAAGGACAUGGGCUGGCAAGGAAAAGACCCAUCUACAGACUUCAGGGGUGGUGGUUUCAUAUCAUUGGAGAACUUAUUGUUCUUCGCAAGGUCAUACAAGAAAUCUUUUCAGGAUCUUCUCCGGAAGCAAGAAGGUGAUCGAGCGAUGUGGGAGUACCCAUUUGCAGUAGCUGGUGUCAACAUCACAUUCAUGCUAACUCAAAUGCUUGAUCUUGAAGCAGUCACACCACGGACAAUUGUAGGAGCGAUUUUCGCAAAGUUACUUUCAGAGAAUGAAAGGGCAUUUGACCUUCUCUACUGCAUUACGUUCAAGGUAAUGGAUCAGCAAUGGCUUGAGAUGCGCGCAUCUUACAUGGAUUUUAACACGGUGAUGAAGUCAACAAGGCGUCAGCUUGAAAAGGAAUUGUUGCUUGAUGACAUCACGAGCCUUGAAGACCUUCCAUCUUAUAGCUUCCUCCAAUAAUAGGACUAUAGAGCUGCAGUUCUGCUAACAAAAACCAGUAGAAACCAACCAUAUGGCAUUAUGAGAAGUUAGAUAAUAUAUGUUACAUAAUCUUUAGAGGCGUGCUAUCCAUUUUCCGUUGUUUUCUUCUUUUUUUUUUUGCUUUUCCACUGUCCCGUCUGCACCUUGUUUCCCAGCUGAUUUUCGACGUGCAUAUGUUUGCUGUCUUUUUAGUGUCUGUGUUUAGUUUUUACAGAGGUUGGUUGUGGUGGUAAUCUAAUACGCAGAAAUCAUUUUCCUGGGGUUCCACCCUCUGACAUUGGUGAUGAAGCUUGUAUAAAUUUCUGACUUUGGUUGUUGCUUUGUCAUGGAAAGAAACUUGAGAACGCUAACUGUUAACAUAGGAAAUGCAAUUACACAGUGUAUAAAUAAUAGACUGAUAAUAAUCUAACA